Messenger RNA from Salvelinus fontinalis (brook trout), 1097 nucleotides. Its product is annotated as equilibrative nucleobase transporter 1-like. NCBI's taxonomy places the organism in Eukaryota, Metazoa, Chordata, Actinopteri, Salmoniformes, Salmonidae. Bases 16 to 627 code for a protein of 203 amino acids. The transcript is spliced from 5 exons. The record is from RefSeq and is a predicted model, not a curated record.
GCCACGCUGAACCCCAUGCUCAACCGGCUGGCCAACAGAGACCAGACCCUGGUGAGUCAGUACACCAAUGCCUUUGCCUUCACCCAGCUCUGUGGGGUCCUCUGUGGUCCCUGGAACGGCCUCAUCAUGGACAGACACAAGGGGAAGCCACUGGCUCCAGGAGAGACGAAGCAAGAAGCCGACCUGCGCUCCUCUUCUCUCUCCCUCUUCCUCACCUCCCUCCAGUGCCUCAUCUUCUACGUCUGCUUCUCUUCUCCUCUCCUUCCUCUCCAGUACCUCACCUUCAUCCUGCAAGUCCUCAACAGUGCCUUCAUCUAUGGUGGACACCAAGCCUUCCUCACCAUCGCGUUUCCCGGCUGCCAUUUUGGUAAGUUGUCUGGUAUGAUAACAUCUCUGUCAGCUGUGGUUCUGCUGCUCCAGUUCCCUGUUCUACACCUCAUCAGAGAGUUCCUGCAUGGAGACCCUAUCUAUGUGAACGUGGGUCUGACCCUCCUCACCCUCCUCACCUUCAUCCACCCCCUCCACGUCCACCUCCACUGCCGCUCUCUAGCCAAUCAGAGGAGGGCUAAACAGGAAGUGACAAACUCGGGGUCAAAGGUCACGUGCAACAGGCUGGUGGGGAUGUGACGAUAAACCAACAACAACAGUGGUGCGUCUCAAUAGUCUAAAGUCGCUUCCUCUCCUUGUCUCCUUUCCUUUGACAACAUUGAUCUGAUUAAAUUGGACAGGUGGAAAACAGGGUAUAUGUCCCAAAUGGUGCCCUAUCCCCUACAUAGUGCACUACUUUUGAUGGACCCUGGUUAAAAGUAGUGCACUAUAGUUUUGCCAAAGGGUACAUUGAGACACAGACAGGUGCCUCUGUAGGACGCCUUCCCUUCGCCAUCUUGCUUUCACUUGUCCGGUGAAGGAGAGGAGACGAGGAGAGAAAGCAUCUUUAGACUGUUAGGAUGCAUCCAGGACAAUUGACACUACAUCAUCGACAAUGCCACUGACUGUUCAAGGCAGGGCAAAGGAGGACAGUGCCAAAGUGAAGACCUACUGUAAUGUGUGUGUUAACCUGUCUGAUUGUAAUAAAGAAUACAACUAAACUGUGAAAC